Messenger RNA from Microcebus murinus (gray mouse lemur), 2300 nucleotides. RefSeq names its product StAR related lipid transfer domain containing 4 (gene STARD4). The record is from RefSeq and is a predicted model, not a curated record. Gene Ontology annotation, molecular function: cholesterol binding; cholesterol transfer activity. Gene Ontology annotation, cellular component: cytosol; endoplasmic reticulum. Lineage: Eukaryota; Metazoa; Chordata; Mammalia; Primates; Cheirogaleidae. Gene Ontology annotation, biological process: cholesterol transport involved in cholesterol storage; cholesterol import; intracellular cholesterol transport.
CCGUGUUGCCUAAAGUGGGAGCCCGGUUCGUGUUCCGCUUGAGCGUGCGCCUUCCGGGUCUCGCUUCACCUCAGGUGGCGGUGGGGAGAGCCACGGAGCCGCGGUGAGAGAGGGGCGGCCCGGGAGAGGACGGCUGUGGCGUUUGGGGCGCUCUGCUAGAAAGACAAAAUGGAAGGCCUGCCUGAUGUUACUUCUUUUGCGACUAAACUUAAAAACACUCUCAUACAGUACCAUAACAUUGAAGAUGAUAAGUGGCGAGUUGCUAAGAAAACAAAAGAUGUAACAGUUUGGAGAAAACCCUCAGAAGAAUUUAAUGGAUAUCUCUACAAAGCUCAAGGUGUUUUAGAUGACAUUGUCAAUAAUAUAAUAGACCACAUACGCCCAGGGCCUUGUCGUUUGGAUUGGGACAGCUUAAUGACUUCACUGGAUGUUUUGGAGCACUUGGAAGAGAAUUGCUGUGUGAUGCGUUACACUACCGCUGGUCAGCUUUGGAAUAUAAUUUCCCCAAGAGAGUUCGUUGAUUUUUCCUAUACUGUGGGCUAUAAAGAAGGGCUCUUAUCCUGUGGGAUAAGUCUUGACUGGAGUGAAAAGAGACCAGAAUUUGUUCGAGGAUAUAACCAUCCUUGUGGUUGGUUUUGCGUUCCCCUCAAAGACAAUCCAAACCAGAGUCUUUUGACCGGUUAUAUUCAGACAGAUCUGCGUGGGAUGAUUCCUCAGUCUGCGGUAGAUACAGCCAUGGCAAGCACUUUAGCCAACUUCUAUGUUGAUUUACGAAAAGCUUUAUGAAAGGUCUAAUAUGUUCAGACUUUUAGUACUGACCCCCCUGUAUCAACUCUGUCUCUCCUCUGCAUAGCCUGUAAAAAUCAUUGAUUCUACUUUUCUGCAUAGCCUGUAGAAAACUUUGACAUGUUUUUGGUUUAGUAAACAAUGUUUUAUUUUAUUCAUAUAAUAAAUGCCUAUGUAAGAGGGCAUUUCAGUUUUCUUAGACAGUAAUUUGCACAUUAUUUGGUAUGUCUGUGGCAGUGUGUCUAGGAAUAGAGAAUAUGACAGAAAUCCACAAAGAAGUAGAUACAGUUCUUUGACCCAAACUCUUAAGAAAUUCAGUAAUGCCUCAAUAUGAAUAUUUUGGCUGCUUAAAAAUUAGCAAAAUCAUAAGCUUCAUGUUGUUAGAUUAAAAUCACCUAUUUUAGAGGCUUAUAAACAUUUUACAAAAUUUUAAUUUUUUUGAAGUUAAAUAUUAGUGUUUUACUUUUGUUAUCUUCUAUGAGUUUGUCAGUAUCUUGGACAAAAAAAAGUACUUCCUUCUCUAUAUUUUAUAGAGAUGAACUUCAUUGUCAAAUGACUUACACAGCUCUAAGUUUUGAAAGAAACAAAAAUGAGAAAAAAAUUAGAUAUCUACAGUUUUAGUAAGUUUAUUGAAAAACUGAAUCAUAGUAACUACGGGUACAAUUUAAAUACAGUUUAGUUUUGAUAUCUAGAUAGCAUUCUUUUGUGUCUUUGAAAACACAUUUGUACAUUUAUUUUGAGAGUCUAAAAACCUGUAUGCAUGAAUAUGAUACAAAAAACCUCAAAAUAUUCACUGGGGACACCUAUUUUUUGAGCAAUAGUCUGGGUUGUGCGAAAAGACUGGUGGUAUCCUGGAACCACCAAUAGAGAGAGAGUCUUCUGUCUAGAAAGUUAAAUUCGUUGAAUGUUCUAUAUAUAUUUCAGUUUUAAAAGUAUCACUCAACUCAUAAAGUGUUAUAAACUUCAUAAACAUUUGCAUUUAUGAUAUGACUUCAGUCUGGAACUAGAACGAAUGCAUUCUUAAAUUUAUCCAAAUGCCUACAUGUCCUUUCAUAAUGAUUAGAAUGACUAUAGUAGGGCCCUUGAUCCAGUGGCUGCCUUAAGUAAACAUUUAUAAAUGAUUUUAACAUUCUAAAUGACUCUGUCUUUUGAACUAUCCAUCUGUUAAUAGUUCUAAAAUGAGAACUUGAGGCAACUCAGUGUGUCUGGGCACAUGUUUGUAUAUAUUUAUAUGUUUGUGUACAUGCACACAUCUUGAAAUCUAUUUCAGCGUUCAAUGUCAGUUCUUUUUUUGUUACUAUUUCUACUGCUUUGGUUGUUUGUUUUUUUGUUUCUUUUUUUUUUUUUUUUUUUUUUGUGGUUAAUAUGGGGUAAAAUGAGCCCUGGAAACAUUUACGGGUUAGGCCACAAAAUGCACAAAAGUAUAUAGUGGUUCAGUGCAAGAAAGUUUGAUUUGUGUUUACUUUCCUGUGUUUUCCAAAGUGUAAAGAAAGAAUAAAUCAUAGUUCUUCAUA